Molecule: messenger RNA, 828 nt
Organism: Dissoconium aciculare CBS 342.82
Lineage: Eukaryota; Fungi; Ascomycota; Dothideomycetes; Mycosphaerellales; Dissoconiaceae
Exons: 1
Coding region: 104-607 (167 amino acids)
Source: RefSeq, a predicted model, not a curated record
GAUGUUGUGAUAUGUAUGUACGUAGAUAGAUAGAGGCAGGCACACAUACGGUAUACCACGGGAGGCAGGCGAUGUGGGCCGUCGUCGGCCGUCCCAUCCGAUAAUGAUGAUGAUGAGGGAUGCUUAUUACCUGGGUAUACGGCAAACAUGGAAGCUCGUCAACCAGCGGCCGGCCGGCCCGCACGCUGGAGCGCCGAGAAUCAAAGAUUGGAAACCCCGAUGGGCUGCAGUGGGACAUCACCUGGUGAAUGCGCCCAGUGGACGGAAUGUCUAUCGAGCGAUGAUUUUUGUUAUUAUUUUGAAACAUGGACAUUCUCGAAGUCCUGGACUGCAGCACAUGGGAGAGAGGGAGAGAGAGAGCCGCCGGUCCGACGGCGAAACCACACGGGACCCGCCGCGAGCCGUGGAACUGUCUACGAAGAAGACGGACUCGAGGAGACUUUCUCCCCGCAGAUUUCCCUCUUCCAUUCAUACAUGCCACUCGCGACGAGAAGACGACGACGGUGUCUGCGAACAACGGCACUGGAAUAGAGGUGACGGUGGCCAUAGUGGAGGAAGUGACAGCAGCGAGCGGAUCAAAAGCAGCGUGGAAAUACCGAGACCGUGAUGAUCGUGAGACCUAUCCAUGAAGUCGCUUCUUUUUCCGCGAGAAGGAUUUUUCCUUGUGGUAAAAAGUUUUCCCUUCCUUUCCUUUCCUAUCAUUCCUUUCAUUUCCUUCAAUUCCUUCAUUUUCUCUCCUGUCUGUACUCGCAGAGGCGAUCCCCUCGUGAAGCCGAAGCUAAAACCGAAGCCGAAGACAUUUUACCUUUUCCCUCCCAUACCCAAUAC